GCGAUCCAGAGUCCGGGUGUGGAGGGCGUGCAGGAGAAGGCGUGGUCAGCUGUGGUUCCUCUGGUCGGGAAACUGAAAACCUUCUACGAGUUCUCGCAGAAACUUGAGUCCAGUCUGCGGUGUCUCCUGGACGUCCUCACCUGCUCCGGUUCGACUCCGACUCAGCAGCUGGAGCAGAAACAGGCUCUCGCUCGCCAGUUCGCCCACAUCCUGCACUUCACGCUGCGCUUCGACGAGCUCAAGGUCUGCCCACCUCCUCCUCCUCCUCCUGCUACACCUCCUCUACAACUGUUCUCCUCCUCCACACUUCUCCUCUGCACCUCCUGA
Molecule: messenger RNA, 327 nt
Organism: Plectropomus leopardus (leopard coralgrouper)
Lineage: Eukaryota; Metazoa; Chordata; Actinopteri; Perciformes; Serranidae
Source: RefSeq, a predicted model, not a curated record